AUGAGUACUAUUACAGGCCCGUGUGGAAGCAGCGGUGGCGACAGGAGCCUCACGGCUGAGUCCGAGGUGGAACUAGACCGUGGGCUAGAGCUCACCAAGCAGUUCGAUGCUGAAGUCGGGUUCGUGGAGAACGAGUCGAAGAGGCAGCACUGGUCCGUGCUGCAGGAGAGCAACUCUGUGGAGCACCUGGGCGUCAUGUGCGACCCCGCUCGGGCUCGCAUCCCGAUCACCCCCGGCGGAGGAUGGUCAGAGCUCGAGGCGGGAAUCCAGAUCCUCAAGACCUUCCCUGGACGUGCUGACGCGCGGGAGCGUAUCGCCCUUGCCUACCUCCGCCCUUUAUGGAUGUGGGCCACGCCUUUCCUGGAGCCUGUUCCUCAACCUCUCGUAGGAGCUCUUUUCCAGGCAAUUCAGAAGACUCGCUGUUCCUGGUGGUGUUCAAGCCGCUGGUGGGCGAGGAGGGCCUACCUCCACCCGCGCUUCUCCCCAGCCCUGCAAACGCUGAAGGUCAUUCGAUCGCCGCUGUUAGUGUCGAGUGUCCAUCUACGUCAUGCCCUUCGAGCUCACUUUGAGUGCCUUGAAGUUGAAUAUGUGGAUCACAAUUCCGAUUGGGGUGUCAAGCUGCGUGUGCACCCUGACGAUGACCAGCGAGUUUAG
Prorocentrum cordatum is the source of this 654-nucleotide messenger RNA. NCBI's taxonomy places the organism in Eukaryota, Dinophyceae, Prorocentrales, Prorocentraceae. The record is from the annotation of a GenBank genome assembly.